Molecule: messenger RNA, 2099 nt
Organism: Panonychus citri (citrus red mite)
Lineage: Eukaryota; Metazoa; Arthropoda; Arachnida; Trombidiformes; Tetranychidae
Molecular function (GO): protein binding
Source: RefSeq, a predicted model, not a curated record
UUUUCAAAUUCUAAUUCGUUUUAAUUAACUGGGUUCGGAUUUUGAUUAAUGAGAAAUUAAUUUAUUUCUAAUUAGUUGAAUUGUUUGAUUGUUCUUUUAAUUGGCUAAAAUUGGUUAAUUGUUCCUUUGAAUUUUGUGUGAUUGUGUUUGAAGAGCCGAUGAUUCUUGUGUUCAUUUUGAAAGGAUUGUUGUUGUUAAAUUUUAAUUACUAUUUAUAAUUAGUUUCAAUCAUUCACUGUUAACCUUGUGAUGUUUUUGUUGUUUUUUUUAUGUCAACAUUAAUUGAUUGAUUGAUUGACAAGACAAAUGAGAACCUCUGGAUUUUCAAUUAACCAACUAUAUUUUAUUUUCAUCUAACGUUUCCUGGUCAUUGUUUCAAUCUUCAUUUCAGACUUAAAUUUGAUGAAAAUUUAGUAAUCAAAAUGCCAAUAGUAUCUCAUAUACCUGAUCAUGUUUUGGUCAUAAUAUUUUCAUAUCUUAAAACUUUAAGAGAGACCAACAAUGUACGUUUAGUUUGUCGUCACUGGAAUGAACUAAUUCUCAACUUUUGGUAAAAGGAGAAAUUAACUCUCGAUAAGUACAUUGAAUCUCCUCAAUCAUUUUCAGAAUAUGUCACUGCCUUAUCGAAAAGACAUCCAAAAGUCAAGGAAAUUACAAUUGAACCGGUCGAUACAUCAACCACUCCAAAUAUAGUCGAGAACGUACCUUGUCAUUACUCUUCCAUAGGAAAAAUGUUCCCUCGGCUUGAAAAGUUAAUCUUUUACGACACCAUAAUGGAAGAUGCUGCUCUCAUGGCGAUCGUUAAAGCUUGUACCAACUUACGGCACAUGUGCUUAUACUCUUGUUACGAGAUUCAGGAUACCGGGAUAAUCAAAGCUCUUCGAAGUGCUCCUCAAAUCAAGGAAUUAGAAAUAAUUGGUUGUCCUGAAGUUGGUUCGAGCAUCGCUGUUCAUUGUAGAAAUUUAUCUCAUCUCUGUUUUGAAGAGUCUCCGUUUGAUAAUACUACUUGGAUUCAAUUGUCGGACGCUGGUGGUAAAAAUAAUUUGGAAAAACUCGCCUGCACUCCGAUGAAAUAUGAUAGACUUUGUUUACUCAGUCAAAAGUUUCCCCAAUUGAAACAAUUAUACAUCUCUGAAUUUGACGAUGAAGAUCAUUUUAAUCAAUCAGAUUACAUUGGUUUUCCAUUAUUAGAAAAAUUAUGUAUAACUUAUGGUAGUGUCUCAACUAGUGAAAAUCUUUACCACAUCAUUUCAAAGUGUCCAUCAUUGAAAAUCCUUUGGAUUUGGAACUGUGUCAACAAAUCAAUCGGAGUUUUCAUCGAUGAAUUAAUGGGCCGAAUAGAAGAUAACAUAAUCCAUCUCAUCAUGGACGAUUUAAAGGCCAGUCAACUUGAGGCAAUAAACUUGCGACACUUCACAAAACUGAGAAAAUUAACAAUAAUCGGAACAACUCUUACAAACUCGAUAAUUCAACGGAUAAUCGAUUCCUGUCCAUGUUUAACACAACUUGACAUCAUUGACGCUGUUCCACCUUCUACUUUGGAUAUAAAAGCGACUCAUGAGGACUUUUGGCUAAGCACUCAGCCCAUAACGAUGAGAGCGUCUUGUAUCAACAUAGAGCCACCUUUUCGAGUUAAUUACAAAACUGCCGGAGACUUUUACGAAGGUCCAAUACUCGAGUUAAAUUUCGACCCACAAAGACCUAAGUAUUAUUACCGAAGACAAAAUUAAUCGAAUGCAAUUUAAAAAAGACGAAAAAUUUAUUUCUUUCAUAUUCAAUACAACCAUGAUUUCAUGAGUUUAACCACAAUUGUGAUUUCCAAGAGUCUUAUAUUUUAAAUCCAAGAAAAUAACAAAACAAAUCAACUUUUUAAAGAUGAUGAUUUAAAUUGAUUGUUCAACCUUGAGGAAUUUUAUUCAAGUGAUUAAUCGUUUAAGGUACCAACUUAAUCAUCAAUGGCCUUCAAUUGUUUAUUGUAUUUCUCAGUGAAAAUCCUCUUCCUUUCAUGGUACCUUGCCAAUUCUUGGUGACUGAAAUUCUGUGACAAUCAAAUUAAAUUGUUAAACAAAAUGAAUCGCAAUUCAUGUUAACUUACCAAA